AUGGGUCAGUUUGUGAGGGCUUUCCGCGACCAGUUGGAACAUAUCGAAGAGGACGUACGCGGAUUUCCGCAGGAGAUGUUGACCUACUGCAAUGACGACAACGAUGGCAACGAGAACGAGAAGAAGAACGACAACAUGGACGACGCGAGUACCGACAGCGAUGAUGAUGACAGCGAUAUUGCCACAAUCAAAGUGAAUCUCAGAACGGAGAUCAGAGUCCAAAGCCUCUCCGACUCUUUCCCCCGGACUGUGAUAGUCCUAGAAGUUAACUUCAACGAAAUGGAAACAAACCCCUUCCAUCUCGUCGAGAUUCCUCGUGGCACCGAGUUCCAUGGGAUUAUUGAAAAUAUGGAGCGGUGCAUGCACCACGUCGACGAACGCUUAUUCGACCAAGUAAGUCUACGAAACGCUGGCAAACCACGACCUUGGUUCGAAUUUGAAUCUUUCCAACACCUGCGAGCUCUGCUGGAAGACAGCAAGGAUAACUCCGGGGCUAACGACGGUGAUUGGAUAGACCAGCUCUUGUUUGAGCCAGGUCUUCAGAGAAUCGAUGUUUUGUUCAAAUAUAGGGCUUACAGGAACACAGGCCGCAAGUACGAGCUCACCGGCGAGAAUGGGAAAGAUGUCACUGUCGGCCAGUUCGUGAAAGCUUUCCGUGAUCAGCUGCAGCACACCGAGGCAGACACACGGAAGUUUUCUGGAGAGCUUUCCCUCAUCUGCAACGACUGUUUCGGUAAUGCUCUAUGA
This is a messenger RNA of Alternaria incomplexa, 747 nucleotides long. RefSeq lists its product as uncharacterized. Lineage: Eukaryota; Fungi; Ascomycota; Dothideomycetes; Pleosporales; Pleosporaceae. The record is from RefSeq and is a predicted model, not a curated record. Bases 1 to 747 code for a protein of 248 amino acids. The transcript has 2 exons.